This is a messenger RNA of Vitrella brassicaformis, 5008 nucleotides long. Lineage: Eukaryota; Vitrellaceae. The record is from the annotation of a GenBank genome assembly.
ACCUCCCUCGCGUGAGCAGCCCUCCCCUGCGAUAGAUCUCGAGGAUGCAGAGGCAGGGGAGCGUUAUAGGAAGCGACAGGCUGCUGUGCCCGCCGCAGGGCAUGCCCCGGCCCCGAUCGGAGCCCAACCUCCAAGCCGCUGCCGCUGCAGCUGACGAGAUUGACUACUACCUGGUGCGGUGGGCGGGGCGGCGUGUGGUCGGGUAGAUGCGAUGCCGGUCCUGGCGAUGGAUCUGUGUGUAUGGCUGUGUGUGGCUCUGUCUGUCUGUCUGUCUGUCUGUGUGUGUGCAGGCUGAUCUGUUCAGCGAGGCGGGGGACUCGGACUGGCUUGACGAUGACAGGUCGGUGGGCAGAGAGAGACGAGCACACGUGGUUGCUUCACUGCGGCUGAGUGCAUUCGUGUGUGUGGGGUUUCCGUGUCUGUCUGCCUGUCUGCCUGUCUGCCUGUCUGUCUGUCUGUGUGUUGGCAGGGAGACCAGGAGCGAGCCUGACAAUGAGGCGCCGUCGGUAACAGACAGCUCAGACAGCUCGAUAUAUAGCGACAUGCACUCUGUUGUGUGUGUCAUUCCUUCCUUAAGGGUUCCACCCAAGACAGCCGUGUGUACAUGUUUGGUCUGUACUGCGUGACGGCGGCCAAGGCGGGAGUGAAGCUCGCCGACUACGUGUCGGGCACCGCACACGGCGUCGCAGUGGACCUCAACGAGGGCACCAAGUCCGUCCUCAACUCAGGUGGGUGCGGUGGUCUCUGUUGUCCUCACAGCCACGCUCUCUGUGUGUGUUGCCUGCCUGGGCGUGGCGUGCAGGUGUGCAGACACUGGAAGACGCCGUGCACGCCGUGGGGGCGAACGUGAGCAUUCGCGCUUUGUGUAUGUAAAGACGAGUGAGGGUCUCUCUCUCUCUGUGUCAGUUCCGCCAUUGGGACCCCGAGACGUGGGCCGCGGCCCGUGACAGCGUGAAAAGCUCCUCUCAGUGCGUGCAGAAGUAAGUCGCUACUAUCCAUCGGCCGCAGCCCACACAGAACAGACACGCAGAAGCCAUGGAUGUGCGUGUGCGUGUGCGUGUGUGCGUGUGUGUGUGUGUGUGUGUGUGCUGUGUGCAGUGUGGUGUCGUCGAUCGGCCGAGGCAUCAACCAGCUGAUCCACAUGUCGCGACGCACCACCAAGGAGAUCAACCGAGCCGCGCAAAACAGUACGGCCGUGUCACCCAUGUCACGCGCUGUAUCCAGUUGUGGAAGCAAACACAUUUGUGUGUGUGUGUGUGUGCAGGUUUGGACAUGUUGGACACGGGCAUCGCUGGCGCCCUGCGGGAGGCCGGAUACAACGUAACACUCACACACACACACACACACACACGUGGUCGCUUCAGACGUGCUGCACACGUGUGUGUGUGUGUGUGGCGAGCAGAUAACGAGGAUGCGCAAGGGCGGUCUCUUCGACGUGGCCCACUACGUCCUAGAUCUAGCCAUGCCCUUCUCUGGUCUGCAAUUGCGGAGAGAGUGCCUAUCGGAGUGCAACCUCUGUGUGUGUGUGUGUGUGUUCGGCAGAAGUGAGCCCAUUGGAGCUGGGCCGCGCCCUGGUGGCCUUCGGUGAGUUCGGCAGUGAUUGAGCCACCAUCCCUGGGGGAUGGGGAGACUCAUGCCCAUGUGAUGCUGGGGUGUGGUGUGUGUCGACUCGACAGGUACGCUGCAGGAGUUGGCGCAGGCGCCGUACCCCAGGACGGGCGGCACCUUCAUCGACUGCGACCUGCCCGAGAACACCCAAGACAUCAACAGGCAGGCACAGGCACACACAGACGGGCACACACGCAGACACGAGACGAGGCGAGACGAGACGAGACGUGUGUGUCCAUGGCAUGCAAUGGCGUGAAGGUUGGAUCGGUCCAUCCGCAUGUGCAUGGCGGCCUACCCUCCGCCAGCAAUGCAGAUCUGCGGCCUGCCCAUUCAAGUCAGCCACCCACACCCACACAGACACACGUGUCUUCAUCUCUCCCUUCUCUGUCUUUGUCCACCACCCCAGGCAUUUUCUCAGUUGGAGUUUUUCGAGAAGCUGACGGGUCUGUCGCGCGACGCCAUCCUCACCGACCUGCCGGAGCGCACCAUCGAGUUCCUCGAGGACACCCACGCCGCCAGCGACGCUGCCGAGGUCAAACAGGCCAGUGAGGGGGGCGAAACCUUCCACCACUCCAGCAGCGCCCCGUCGGUCAUGAAGCAGUACCAAAAGUGAGAACUCCCUCCCUCCCUCCCUCCCUCACAAACUAACUAUAACAGUGCAAUCAGUGGGUGCGUGUGCCCAUUCUCGCCCGGUGUGUGUGUGUGUGUGGGUGUGCAGGGAUGGUGAGGGUGAUGUGCCGCUGACGGCGUGGGUGACGAGCACCUUCCGCCCCAUCUACUACACCACACUCGACCAUGACAGACAGGAAAUCGGGGUGAGCGGAGCGGUCAGAGGGAGGGAGGGAGGGAGGGACUGUGAGGCUGCUUGCCACCUGCACAUAGAAACGUAAGUAGCCACACAUGACAUGGGGGCUGGCUGAUCAGUUGACCUUUCGGGGCACCUUGAGUGUGGCCGACUGCCUGACGGACCUCUGCUGCCAAAUCGAGGAGGGCGCACACAGCGGAAUGGUACGCACACACACACACACACACACAGAGAGAGAGAGAGAGGUGAACACACACAAUCGCGGCCGCCUGCAUGGCUGUGUGCGAUGUGAUGUGUAGGUGACGAGUGCCCAGUGGUUCGAUGAGCAUCUGCGCGACAAGUACAGGCGGCUCGCAGACAUGUACCCCACUUACAACAUGGUCCUGCAGGUAAGCUAUCUCACACACACAGAGAGAGAGAUAUAUAUACAUGUGUCUCGACAUGUCUGUCGGUUGGGCUGUGGACGAAUACACCACACCACACCACCCAGGGUCACUCGUUGGGCGGUGGUGUGGCGUCUCUGCUGGCCCUCAAGUGGAUCAGCGACCCCCUGCUGGGCCCCAAGAUACACUGCGUCGCCUUCAACCCCCCCUGUCCGUCCACACACACCCCCACACACACACCUGCACUGCACUGCACCGAUGGACUCGCGCGCCCCGCCUCGCCCACAUGGUUCGUGUGUAUCGUUUUGCGUUGCGUAGGCAUCGUCACACUGGAGCUGGCUGCCGCUUCCAAAGGUCCGGACACACACCACACCGCACCGAGAUGACACUCACACACACAGAUACCGACUUGGACACGCACGUGUGUGUCCUGUGGCAGAUUACAUCACGUCGAUAGUGCAUGCCCGCGAUAUGGUGAGCCGGGCCAGCAUCGGCAGCAUCAGCAACAUGCAGAGGGUCCUCCUCCACCUAGCGGGCCGCAGACACACCAACACCUCUACUGACAACGACAACGGCACACAGCAGCAGCAGCAGCAGACCACCAUUAUAAGUCAGCUGAGCGGCCACGCACACACACCACACCCUCGGGACAGAUGAGGCAGAUUGUGUCUAUUGAGCGGGUGUGUAGACGGUGCACCUCCACACGUCGGCGAUUCGCGGACGGAGCAAGCCUCAAGUGGUGCCAAGACGACAGGUGCAGGCCAGCAUCAGGAGCCAGAGCCGUCUGCGAGUGCUUCUGCCCCUCCGCCCAAGCUGGCUGACGAGCCCAUCAUGAACCCCGACAAGCAGAAAGACGCCUUCGCCUCAUCGGCAGCUGCGUACUCAGAGGCACACACACACACACACGCAUCGCGCAGAGGCAUUUGGUGGUUGUUUGUCCGUUCCCCCCGUGUGCGGCGCGGUGCGCAUCCAUCAGUGUGUGUGAGAGCGACCCGAUGUCAGAGUGGACGACCGACAAGGUGCUGAAGCUGGUCUCCCAGGCCAAGAAACACCUGUCGCCCGCCACACACCCCCACACACGCCAGUUCUGGGAAACGCAACUCCGGUAGGGUAGGCACCCCCACACACACAGGGAGGCAGAGAGAGCCACACACACAAAGAGAGGAGAGAGAGAGAGGUACAUCAGACGGAUUUGUUCGCUCAGCAUGGCCUUGACUGCUCUGAGGACUCUCUACGACGACCGGAGCAGCGUGCUGUGUCCUGCAGGUCAGUGGCACAUCAAUCACACAAGGGGGGAUGGCUCGGUGGGCCGAUGGGGGGAUGGGUGGACCUGAGCGUGUCUGUCGUGUCGUCAGGUCGGACGAUCCUAAUGCUGCCUUCGCAGCAUCUGGCCCGCGCUGGCCUGCCCACGCCAGAAUCAGGACUCACAAAAGGUCGGUCGGCACGUCGGCACCUCUCUCUCCUUGUGUGGAUGAUGAUGGCCUGCAUCUCUCUCUCUCUCUCUGUCUGGCUGCGUGUGUUGUGUGUGCAGGUGGUUAUUGUGCGAUGGAGAUGGGCCCCGAGGUGCUCGACCUGGCUUCGGAAAUCAUAUUCCACAGAGUACACACACACACACACGCGUAAACAGGUGCAUCCCUGCCACCACCCUCCCUCGUGUGUGUGUGCGUGAUACCUCUCCAUCCACAAAUCCAAUCAGGGUGCGUUCCCCGACCACAACCUCGUGGCCGUCGCCAAGGCGUUCGCCUUUUUCUAGUCUGUCGGCCGGGAGGGGCGGGGGCGAGGCGGGCACAUGACAUAUGGAGGGAAUGAGGGUUGUCGCGUCAAGGCAUACAGACAGACACAGACAGACAGAGCACCCAUCCGGUCUAUCUAAGUGAGUUGCUUCUCGACAGCUGACUGUUGGGUUGCCGUCUUGGUAUCUUGGUAUGUUUUCUCAGUCCGCCCGGCCCUGUGGGUGGUGUGUGGGCUGGGGCAAGGCGUGGAGCUGUCCAGACCAUGACAGCUGUGGGUGCGGGAGAGUGUGUGUGUGUGUGUGUGUCAGCCACCUCUCAACGGCGCGACUGCCGUGUGCCUGUGCCUGCCUACGGUAGUAUUUUUCCCCUUUUUGUAAAUGCCUGUGCCAGAGAGGGGGUCGUUGUCUCCAAGAACGAAUGAGUGAAUGGAAUGGAAUGAUGACUCUCGCUCGGUGUUGGUCAAAACAUCUGUCUGUGUC